AUGUGGCGGCUGCGCAACCGAACGUUGCGCUUGCUGAUCUUAUGCGGCCUCUUUGCUGGCGGUCACCAACAAAUUCAAUCGCAGCAAACGGGAAAUAUCAAUCAGAAUCUUGGAUCACCGGAAGCAGGGGUACUAUUCUCUGGCACAGGAACGAAUCUUUAUUAUGGAGUGAAUUUGGUUCCAUUCGGUCCAGAAGUAGGUGACCAAGAAGUUAUACCGGGUAUGCUAACCUCUGGACAAACGAUUGAUCUCCAUAUGUAUUUUCCUUUUUAUGGUGGGCUAUAUAACUACACAACGAUAUCUGUAAAUGGUUAUAUUGGAUUCGCUGUUGUGCUUGACCAAGGACCAACAAUAAACAUUGGUCCGGACGCAACAGAUUGGCCUAAGCAUCAGGAUCCAGCCAUGAUAGCGCCAUAUCUUUGUAAACAACAAAUUCCGCAAGAUAUGAAUCCAGGAAUGCGCUCAGGCGUUUUCUUUCGGCUUAUGAUGCGACAAUCGCUUUUCGGCCGCGGUUCAGGCAGCAACAUGAAUCUUGGCGGUUCGUAUCAGAGCAGCUUCUUCGGACAGGCAGCAUCUGCGGCAUGCCAAGGUACUCAUGGAGGAUAUGUUCGGUGCGACCAGAACAGUGACUACUUCCUCGACGAAAUGAUGCGUUGGUUGCAAGAAGGAGUAGCCGGUGCAGCUGCUUUUCGUGCCGAUGCCGCUCUAGUCGUCACCUGGUACAACACCGCUUCUGCAAUAUCCGGCAGAAGUGAUAUGGAUGCUGGUCAGCUCGCCACUUAUCAGCUUGUAUGGCUCACUGAUGAGGCUGCUCGACUCAGCUACGUGAUCUUAAAUUACGACAAACUUGGUUUUGAUGCAGCUGACUUCAGGGCGAAUUCGAGGAGUGGACGAUGUCAGGCCGUUUUCAACGGAGGAAACCACACCGGUCUCGUUCCCGUAGAUCCAACUCAAGCAUUCAAGAACACUCCCAAGGUGCUAUCGCAACGAUCUGGUGUUCCGCACAUGGUUCGAGGUCGUUACAUGUUCCGAGUUGAUGAUGUAGUCCGACCGGCCGGUUGCAGCAACAAAACUGGUGGAACAUAUCCCAUGCUGAUCUACCCAAAUAUUGUUAACAUGAUGGGUGAAAUGACUGUGGACGUGAACGCUAUCUGUCUGGAUCGUGCUCAAACUUAUAUUCUUAUGAUAGAACAGCGACAGACUGCUACAUGUACAGUUCUGAAUCCAGCGAUUGCUCGAUGCCAUCUGCCAAAAAUUUACGAUUGGGGAACAAAAACAGUGUACUUCCAACCACAAAGUGGUGGUGCCAAUGACGAAAAGGCCUUCGUUGGAUAUAUUUACUUUGUUCCACCUACUCUGGAUCCAAUGCGUUUGGACAUAGGGAACAUCUACGACUGGUUUAAAAAUCCGAUUCCUUACCAGGUAAUGCCGCUCACAUGGUACCCACGGAAUUUCACAAAUCCCGACAUUGCUACACAUUUGGAGUCGGUGAGAGUAAGCGAUGAUGCCCUGUACAGUGUGCAGUUGGGUCUUUACGUCAUCGGGUAUAGAGAGUUCAAGGAUGAUGAUAUCAAGAAAUUCCGUCCAGAACACCGCGUUCUAUGUCGUCUUGCUUCAUAUUCAAACCGAAACACCUACGAAUACAGAUGGAAACCCCAGGAAGAAAGAAUUAAUAUAUACCAGGUUGAACAAUGGUACUUGAAUGAUUGGCAACGGACCCAUGAACUGUACAACUACCGUUUUGGUUACUUAAAACUUGCACCAAUCAAACCGAAUCAGGUGGAGAACACAGCUCAGACACUGCUUUCAGGCCUUGUCUCCGCGCCAAUUUCUCUUCACUGGUUAUGGACAACUAAUAAUCCUGAAUUUUCAACAACCACCUAUUCACAACAAGACGAGGCCGCCAGAGUGGAGUUUGUUAAGAAGAAAUCGCUUGAAAUGUGUCAUGACUGGUACAACGAAGAUGGUGCGCAGUGGAAUUUUAUCCGUGACACAGAGACGAACUCCUCGUGUCCAUGCAUAGAAAAACAAGCGAUGGCUGAUCUCGGUCGAUUCAUGCCGCAUCCGAGAUGCUCACAGGCAUUCCGUGAUAUAACGUGCACAGUAGCCAUCGGUGCAAGGAAUUGUUAUAUGUCAGCUCAAAACAUCUAUGGAUCGUAUGCCGGCUCUGGAAAAGGAUUUGAGAGCGAAAAUACCGCGCGUUUCCCAACCCACUACGGUCAAGUGUGCUGUUAUGACGAUGCCGGACAUUUGAUGCAAACCAGUUAUCAACCCGUUAUCAAGGUUACUCCUGAGGUUCCGUACAAUCCUGGGUUCCCGAUGAGAGCGUACGAAUUUGGCACCUCACCUUACAUGGGCCAGUAUGAGGUGCCGGGCUUAUCCGCGUUCCACAAUGACUACAUGCCGUACUUUUUAUGCUGUAAAUUUGCUGAUUUCCGUUGUCAAAUGUUCUACUGGAGACGACCAUCCAGUGGUUGUCAGGAGUAUCAGCCACCAGCAUACGGAGAAGGCAUGGGUGCUGGUACAUUUAACACAAUCGACAACGACAAGUUUAUUUUCAAUGAACCCGGGGUAUUCAACGUGCUGUACAUCCCGCAGACCACUGCCACUCCAGAAGUGAAAGUACAACUGAGACUUGAACGUUAUCCGAACAGACGUGUGGACUUCAGUCUUCUCGGUCAUGGAAUGGCUCAACAGGAUCUUGUCCAACCCACAAACACUACCGUAAUCACUGGCGUUGCCCUAGAAGCAACUGGUACCGAUCGGGUUCACAUCGUUGCUAGGAAGGACACGAGGCGAUUCCGCUACAGAACCAGCAUCAUCGUGGGAAACAUCAUGCGCUACUUUGAUACAAUGAGGAUUCAGAGGUUUAAAGGUGUUUUGAUCUACGUGAAUAACGUUGAAAGGGGUCAACCUGAGAUUUAUGUGGUUCUGGAAGAGGCUCAGAUUGGCAUUCGUGUCAGGGAAUCCUACGCCAUUGAUGUUGAUCGUUAUUCAAAUUAUCAAGAAAGCAUGGGGUUGUUGAAUGUGGCUCUCAGCGUACCACCGCAAUACGGAGUGCGUCCGGACGGUGACAAAACAAGAGAGAUGGAGAUGCGACAACGAUACAAUCUGCCAAGAGUUGCUGGACUAAUGAGGCCGUUCCCAGAUCAAAGCUCUGCAAGCUUUUUGCAAACUCUGACGCUCAACGAUGUAAAUUCGGAAACUUACAGACAGCAGAUCAUUAACAUGUAUCGAGUGCAAGGUUCUGGUGAACCAGGAUCAGAUCAAUCGCUGGCCUCCGCAAACCAAGCCGGAAUGCCAACAGAGAAUAUGUUCACCACAAGCAGAGAUGAAGACAAAAAGUUUGAAGUAUUCCCAGAAGCAUCCAUGAAGAGUGGUCCCAUUUACAGAGUGGCGCCAAAAUAUGAAUCGGGUCGAUAUCGAUUCCAUCCUGUCACAGGUCAAACUCUUAACCAACAGUUACAGACUUGUCGUGAUCUACAACAACAAAACAUCAUUAAUGUUCAACCGAUGCAAUCACAGCUGACCGAAGCAUACGGUAUGUCACAAUGUCCAGACAAUCCAUCAGCUGUUAUUUCUGAAUGUGGAGAUUCCGUUCCAUGCCUUUACGAUUACACAACACUUAAUGCUAAGGUGCUGGGAGUAAGAGUAAAAGAAGAAUGGAAUGUAUUUACAACGGAACGACAGGAUGCUUCACGAUUCUAUAACAGCUGCGGACCUAUUAAUAUAGAAUACCCCGAAUAUCUUAUCAAAACGUCGUCAAUGUAUUCGGCGUAUAUGCAAGGAGAUGUGGCAAGAUUCGAAUGUGUUCAAUCACAUUGGAUUAAAGGAGUGCACGAGUACAAAUGCGGAGUUGUUGUGGAUUACAAUCGACCAAACGAAUACCGUUUUGAAUGGAACAAAGGCGAACAACCGUGGUGCAGAUCACGAGAAAAAGAGAAUUUCCUCAUUUGGUUAAGUGCAAUCUUGGGAACAAUCGCUAUUAUUAUGGCUAUAAUCUUCAUAUUCCUCUGUUGUUGGUGUGUGAAACAACAAAAGAGAGAGGAAAAACGAGUAGCAUAUGGUAACGGCGUUAGUAGUCGGUCCACUUCAUUUAGCAGGCAGAAGUUCGGUGCACCGUCCUUUGAAACCGAACCAUUGCAAGAAAAACCACGUUAUGCUGAUAUCCUACCUCGAGACGGCUAUCGGGAGCCGUCACCUACUCGAGGGUUCAAGGUAGACGAUCGUGGUGGGAUGCCAUCUCACCUUUCAACUCCGGAGUCUUUCAUGGGGCCCUCAAGUAAAUUACAAGGAUUUAACACCUCCGUGUAG
This is a messenger RNA of Necator americanus (New World hookworm), 4314 nucleotides long. RefSeq lists its product as uncharacterized. Bases 1 to 4314 code for a protein of 1437 amino acids. The transcript is spliced from 34 exons. The record is from RefSeq and is a predicted model, not a curated record. NCBI's taxonomy places the organism in Eukaryota, Metazoa, Nematoda, Chromadorea, Rhabditida, Ancylostomatidae. Gene Ontology annotation, biological process: cell-matrix adhesion.